UCAGACCUCAGGCUUUCCCUAUUCUUCUCUCUCUCCCAGCCCUGUCCUCAGCACUUCCCCUCUUGGCCUGGAGAGCUGUGGUCGCCUGACUAGUACAACCACACUACCGCCAUGACGUGUCCCCUGGAGAAGGCUCUGGAUGUGAUGGUGUCCACCUUUCACAAGUACUCGGGCAAGGAGGGUGACAAGUUCAAGCUCAACAAAUCAGAGCUAAAGGAGCUGCUGACCCGGGAGCUGCCCAGCUUCUUGGGGAAAAGGACAGAUGAAGCUGCAUUCCAGAAGCUGAUGAACAACCUGGACAGCAAUAAGGACAACGAGGUGGACUUCCAGGAGUACACUGUUUUCCUGUCCUGCAUCGCCAUGAUGUGCAACGAGUUCUUUGAAGGCUGCCCGGAUAAGCAGCCCCGGAAAAAGUGAAGGGGCCUCAGACGUGGUGGGUGGGGGCUGCCAGCUGGGGUCUCCCUUGUUGGUGGUGGGCACAGUGCCUCACCCUGCCUCCUCCAGACAUGCACACGAGGCUGAGCAAGCUCAAUAAAGAUUCUUAAAAGCUA
Molecule: messenger RNA, 551 nt
Organism: Condylura cristata (star-nosed mole)
Lineage: Eukaryota; Metazoa; Chordata; Mammalia; Eulipotyphla; Talpidae
Gene: S100A4
Product: S100 calcium binding protein A4
Exons: 3
Coding region: 112-417 (101 amino acids)
Biological process (GO): positive regulation of canonical NF-kappaB signal transduction
Cellular component (GO): perinuclear region of cytoplasm; nucleus; cytoplasm
Molecular function (GO): calcium ion binding; transition metal ion binding; RAGE receptor binding
Source: RefSeq, a predicted model, not a curated record